AUGCGUUUAGACGGCCGCCUCUCGUUCGACGAAUCCGAAAUCGAGCACGCGGCCAAGGACUUUGGCAACCGUCACAACCACACGCCGUUCGCCGUCCUUCUUCCGAAAUCGGUCAUCGACAUUUCUCGGGUCGUUAAACACGUUUUUGAGAUGGGCCCCACAUCGGAGCUGACCGUUGCCGCCCGAGGAAGCGGCCACUCCUUCGAGGGGCAGUCGCAGGCCGAGAGGGGUAUUAUCGUCCGCAUGGACUCGCUAAUUUCCGAGCCGCAUGGCGGCAUGGAAUUCUUUUGCGGGCCCGGAAAUUUAAACCCGUACGUUGACGUGUCGGCAGGCGAGCUCUGGAUAAAAAUACUACACGAGAGCCUCGGUCGAGGGCUGGCGCCUAAAUCGUGGACCGAUUAUCUUCAUCUCACAGUCGGGGGCACGCUCUCGUAUGCCGGGAUUAGUGGGCAGGCUUUUAGACACGGGCCGCAAAUCGAUAAUGUUUAUCGGCUUCAAGUUGUCACAGGCAGAGGAGAAAUCAUGAAUUGUUCGGAAGAACAAAAUACCGAUCUUUUCGAAGCUGUGCUCGGAGGAUUAGGACAAUUUGGUAUCAUAACACAGGCUAGAAUUGCACUUGAGCCAGCUCCAACUAUGGUUAAGUGGAUAAGAGCACUUUACUCGGAUUUUUCCGCGUUCACAACCGACCAAGAACUGCUCAUAUCUUCCGAGAACUCUUUCGACUACAUUGAAGGCUUUGUCGCCAUAAAUAAAACGAGCCUUUUGAAGAACUGGAAUUCGAAUUUCACUCCUAGAGAUCCUGUCCGUGCCGACCAAUUUGUGUCCGAUGGAAAGAUUCUGUUUUGCUUAGAGGUUGCGAAAUAUUUCCAGCGCGAAGAUUCUCCUUGCGUCGAUCAGGAAAUCGAAAAUAUUUUAUCGGGAUUGAGCUACAUCAAGUCCACGCUAUUCGAGACGAAAGUCUCGUAUGUCGAUUUUCUCGACCGAGUGCACAUUUCCGAAAUUACCCUCCGAGAGAAGGGCUUAUGGGAGGUACCUCACCCCUGGUUGAAUCUUUUUGUUCCGAAAAGCAGCAUUCAUGAAUUCGCGGAAAAAAUUUUCGGGAAUGUUGUUAAGGAGACGAGCAGUGGUCCUGUUCUAAUCUAUCCGGUUGAUAAAUCAAGGUGGAAAGUACAUCGAAAGUCGCUAAUCACGCCCGAUGAGAAUGUUUUCUACUUAGUCGCAUUUUUAUCUACGGCAGUGGGUAAAGAUCGUUUGGAUAGACUUUUAACUCGGAACAAAAAGAUUCUCGAUUACUGCAAGAAGUCGAAACUCGGGAUCAAACAGUAUUUGCCUUAUUACAGCACUACAGAAGAGUGGAAAGAGCAUUUCGGGUCGCGAUGGGAAGUUUUUUCGAGAAGGAAGUCGGAUUACGAUCCUCUAGCAAUCUUGGCUCCCGGGCAGAGGAUUUUUCCGAGGUCGCGCGCGAUCGGGCAGCGAUAA
Molecule: messenger RNA, 1479 nt
Organism: Striga hermonthica
Lineage: Eukaryota; Viridiplantae; Streptophyta; Magnoliopsida; Lamiales; Orobanchaceae
Source: the annotation of a GenBank genome assembly